AUGGUGCUGUUCAAUGUUUCACGAGUGGAGACUACGCCGUUCGAUGGUCAGAAACCUGGAACUUCUGGCCUUCGCAAGAAGGUGAAGGUGUUCAAGCAACCUAAUUAUCUGGAGAAUUUUGUCCAAUCAACCUUGAAUGCACUCACUCCACAAAAAGUUAGAGUACGGGAGCAAUUUGUUCUAUUACUGCCUGAAGAAGUUGCUAGUCUUGAUGACCAUAUAGCGUCGAGUCCUUUGGGACUUUACUCUAGUUUAAAUCUUUCACAAAUUGACGAAGGUGCUACACUUGUUGUUUCUGGUGAUGGUCGCUAUUUCUCAAAGGAUGCCAUUCAGGCAAUAUCUCUGACAACUGUGUUGUAUUGCAUGCUUGAUUAUGAGUUAUUUGUUGGCUACUGGUUUUGUGCUAGGCAGCCUGAGGACAUCUUAUGCCAUUUUAUUAUUAUUAAGAUGGCAGCUGGAAAUGGAGUAAGACGUGUCUGGGUUGGUCAAGAUGGACUGCUUUCAACUCCUGCUGUGUCUGCUGUAAUACGCGAAAGAGUUGGGGUAGAUGUAAGUCAACUUGUCUCUGGAUCCAGGGCAACAGGAGCAUUUAUAUUGACAGCAAGUCACAACCCAGGUGGUCCUAAUGAGGAUUUUGGGAUCAAAUAUAACAUGGAAAAUGGUGGCCCUGCUCCUGAGGGAAUAACUGAUAAGAUUUAUGAGAACACUAAAACAAUAAAGGAGUACUUAACUGCAGACGUGCCUGACGUGGAUAUUGCAGCAAUUGGUGUAACCAGCUUUGGUGGCCCUGAGGGACAGUUUGAUGUUGAGGUUUUUGACUCGGCUAGCGAUUAUGUCAAAUUGAUGAAGUCUAUUUUUGACUUUGAGUCCAUCCGGAAGCUCCUUUCCUCUCAAAAAUUCACAUUCUGUUAUGAUGCACUACAUGGAGUUGCUGGGGCUUAUGCAAAACGCAUUUUUGUGGAGGAGCUUGGAGCACAAGAGAGCUCCUUAUUGAACUGUGUACCCAAGGAGGAUUUUGGAGGAGGGCAUCCAGAUCCCAAUCUCACUUAUGCAAAGGAGUUGGUUGCUCGUAUGGGAUUGAGUAAGUCUAACCCUGAAGCUGAACCACCAGAAUUUGGUGCUGCUGCUGAUGGUGAUGCAGAUCGCAAUAUGAUCCUUGGUAAAAGGUUCUUUGUUACUCCAUCAGAUUCUGUUGCCAUCAUUGCUGCAAAUGCAGCGCAGGCCAUACCAUAUUUCUCUGCAGGUCUAAAUGGAGUUGCAAGGAGCAUGCCAACUUCAGCUGCCCUUGACGUUGUGGCAAAAGAUCUGAAAUUAAAAUUUUUUGAGGUUCCAACUGGAUGGAAAUUUUUUGGUAAUUUGAUGGAUGCUGGUUUAUGUUCAGUUUGUGGGGAAGAGAGUUUUGGAACUGGCUCAGACCACAUACGUGAAAAGGAUGGAAUUUGGGCGGUUCUGGCUUGGCUAUCCAUACUCGCUUACAAGAAUAAAGACAAUCUUGGUGGUGGAAAACUUGUGACAGUUGAAGAAAUAGUUCGCAACCACUGGGCUACCUAUGGUCGCCACUACUAUACUCGAUAUGACUAUGAGAAUGUUGAUGCAGGUGCAGCGAAGGAACUAAUGGCAUACUUGGUCAAACUGCAAUCUUCCCUUGCUGAAGUUAAUGAGAUUGUCAGCGGUAUACGGUCUGAUGUGUCAAAGGUUGUUCAUGCUGAUGAGUUUGAGUACAAAGAUCCCGUUGAUGGUUCCAUUUCAAAGCACCAGGGUAUUCGAUAUUUAUUUCAGGAUGGCUCAAGACUGGUCUUCCGCCUCUCGGGAACUGGUUCAGAAGGUGCAACCAUCAGACUCUACAUUGAGCAAUACGAGAAGGAUUCAUCAAAAACUGGAAGAGAUUCACAAGAUGCACUUGCUCCUCUUGUGGCGGUUGCUCUCGGGCUUUCUAAGAUGCAGGAAUUCACUGGCCGAUCUGCACCAACUGUUAUUACAUAA
This is a messenger RNA of Dovyalis caffra, 1983 nucleotides long. The record is from the annotation of a GenBank genome assembly. Lineage: Eukaryota; Viridiplantae; Streptophyta; Magnoliopsida; Malpighiales; Salicaceae.